This is a messenger RNA of Eufriesea mexicana, 1968 nucleotides long. RefSeq lists its product as uncharacterized. The record is from RefSeq and is a predicted model, not a curated record. NCBI's taxonomy places the organism in Eukaryota, Metazoa, Arthropoda, Insecta, Hymenoptera, Apidae. Bases 1 to 1968 code for a protein of 655 amino acids. The transcript is spliced from 9 exons.
AUGUUUGGACGACAAAUUUUUUUGGAACCUGUAGAUAACCAACGCAAUCACGGACAUAAUGAAUUUAUUCGUCAAUUUUCCGCAAAUCAAAGAAAUGGAAUACCAUUCGCGGAAGUAUUAAAUGUGCCAUCUUUAAGGAAUGACGGACUAAUGCUAGAUUUAAAUUUCAUUCUUGUCGAAGACAACGAUCAUGGGCAACCAAAUAAUCUUUAUUUUCGAACCAACCGUGGAAAUAUACCUAAUCGAUAUUUGUUGGAAUAUAUAAGGCAAAUGGAAGAAAGAUACCUAAUUAUGGAAAAGGAAUUGACAAGAGCAAAAAUGUUGAUUCCCAUAAUAACUCGUAACACUAAUGUUGUACAUCAAUCGUCACAAACGGAUGUAAAUUGGAAACAAUGUUCUCUUACGAAAUAUGGACAUUUUCUUGGAACUUCCUCGAAAAAUCAGUACAAAAAGAAUCAAGAUCAGAUGAACGUUUCGUCAAAAAAGAAAUAUUAUACUACGAAAAGAAAUAAAGAUUCGGUUGACAAAUUCUUAACUGAUUCAAAUUGGAUUAAACAUAGAAAUUUAUCACAGAAUUUACAGAAUGAUAUUUAUCCUAUGAAAGAGCCCGAUAGCAACGAAUUUCGAUCUGAAUCAAAAACAUUAACUAAUAAUUCAACCGCAGUUUGUUCGAUACACAAUAUUGCUAUGAUCCUUUCACAAAAUUCAACCCAAUUGACCAAUUUGUCGAGUCAUGAACAAACUAAUUUUAAAGCAAACAGUGAUAUUCAUAAAGAUGUGGAUAAAUGUGAUCUUCGUGACUCACAAAUUAUUUUUGGUAAUUCAACAAGGCAAUUAGGUUCUUUUGAAACACAAAAGACAUCGAUGGAAGUAUGCCAAAGCAUCGACAAGAAAUACGAACCGGAAACACCGUGCUGUACCGACUUCGAUGUUAAACAUGAAGAUUAUGCGCAGACUAAACUUGCUGUAAAUACCCCAGAUUUUCGACCAAUAACGAGAUCAAAGUUUAAUAACGAUAUUUCCGGUCAGGCUACAUCUCAUAAUCCAAAUUUAACUAAAUACAAUACAAAUUUCGACGAAAAGUGUAUUAACCGUAAUUGUUGGACGAAUUACGCGAAGUUACCUUAUGAAAGAACACGUUGUACAAAUGAUUCAUCAAGGCAGUUUACGCGCAUCGUUAAGAAGCAAAAGAAAGAAACAUACAAGAAAAUUCCAACUCCGCGUAGCAACGUACACACAGCUUACACUCCCAUGGUUCAAUCCUCUAGCUGGAAUCCUAUUUUAGAUCCCAAUGGCUUUACCAUACAGUUAUUGAGGCUUGCAGUAUUACUUUACGCUCCCAUACUGAUGCCGGCAUUAAAUUCAUUAAUUGCGCAGCAAAGUACUCAAACGACAAUUCCAAUUCCAAUCCCUUGUACCGAAGGAUCUAACGAUUUGCUAACGCAAAUUUUUACAAUUUUGACUAGUCAGCAAUGUGUUCCAAAUUUACCGUAUGUACCAAAUUCUAGAAUGGACGAAAACCCUCGACAAUCUCAAGAAUCGAAUCCACAUAAUUUAUCGUCGUAUUCGAAUUCGCUUCCUAAGGACCUUUCGAAGCAACUUCGAAAUGAUACUUGUAAUGUGAAAUCAUUCGAGAAAAAGCAGUUUGAAAAGAAUUCAAUUGCUGUGAAUACUUCUUUAGAAAUAUGUAGUUGUAAGAACGUGAAACCAUCAUCUUCACAGUAUAGUAGAAAUACCUUACGUGAUCAGAUAGAAGAGGAUGAAAACUUGAUAUAUACAUGGAUAGACAAAGAAUCAAAAUUAUCAGAAACUGAAGUACUAGAAAAAACAAUGCUGCAGUGCGAACGGGGAAAGGAGAAUAUUUUAGAAAAAGAAGACAAAAAUUCCGAGUUCUCUUACGAUUUGUCAACUCAAGCAGACACUGACGAUUGGAACCAGGUUGUAAUUAACGAUAUUUGGGGUUUGUAA